UGUUCCGCCCCCACAACGGACGCUCCUAACAGGCGGCAGACGAGCCGGUUCUCUGACACUAUUCACUGCAGAGAGGCUGAGCUGCUCAGACACAGAAGAUACAGAUCAGAAGGAGGGAUAAUUAAAGGGUUACCUGCAAAGACCAGCUGUGGACACACCCUGGGAACUUGGCACCUGCAGCAUCCAUCAGCUCCAACAGGUUUUUGUCAUCACUCCUUCCUGGUAGACUUCCCUCUCCAGAUCACAUUUUCUUGGCGAAACUUCCUGCCGUCCACCAGUCCAUCUCCACCAUGGUGCUCUGCGAGGACGGCGAGUGCAGCGUCUGCCUGCUGCCCUACUCCCGGAUGGACAGGAUCCCUCGGGUGCUGCACUGCCGCCACACCUUCUGCGACCCGUGUCUGGAGACCAUGUCGCAGGUCAGAAGCGGCCUGAUGACCGUCGGCUGCCCUCUGUGCCGCCGGGUCACCUGCAUAGGUCGAGGACUCAGUCUGCAGGAAGCUCUGUGGGUCAAUAACAAACUGUGGGAGCAGAUACCAGAGGAGGAGGAGGAGGAGGAGGAAGAUGAGGAAGAGGGGGAUGGACUGAAGGGAAAAUCUGAGGAGGAGAGGAUGCAGGCUAAACAGCAGCCCUCAUCACAGGCAGGAUGUGUCUCCAUGAGAUCCAGCAGAACGAAGCUCAGACUGCCGGCGUUCUUCAGGAGGUUCAGCUGGACGAAGCAGCACCAAGAGAGGAUCAUCCCCGGAGGAAACGUGGAAAUGAAAUCCUGGCGCAGACUUUCAACUGAGUUUUAGAGAAGUUCUCAGGACUUUAUGUGUGGACGUUAAACACCACUAGAAGACCAGACUCAACUUUGUCAGUGGAUGAAAGUUGAGGACUGAGAAUCCAUUUGUGUUCAUGUCAAGAUGAUGUUUUGUCCUCAGCCAAAGGUUCCUCGUCUCCCCAUUAUUUAUUCUCGGCUUAAUUCUCCCAGCUGGUGCUGUGGGAUUUAGUUCAGCUGUCCCAGUGGGGCCAACACCCAGAUACCCCCCUCCCAACAGAUGGUCUCCUCUGUGUUUGAACCCUAAACAUCAUAACUUAUUCUCUUUUUAAUUUAUAAUAGCUAGCUGACAAAGUAUUUAAUAAAACUAUUUUUGAAAUGA
Molecule: messenger RNA, 1139 nt
Organism: Amphiprion ocellaris (clown anemonefish)
Lineage: Eukaryota; Metazoa; Chordata; Actinopteri; Pomacentridae
Exons: 4
Coding region: 291-791 (166 amino acids)
Biological process (GO): protein ubiquitination
Molecular function (GO): ubiquitin protein ligase activity
Source: RefSeq, a predicted model, not a curated record